AUGGCUUCCGCCGGCGAAGGCACUAGUAUUGGGACGGCUGUGGAAGCUGCUGUCCCGUGCACGUUGCUCGGGCUGCUGCUGCAGGGGAAGAGCGCGGGGGCGUCUUCUGAUGCAGUUGGUGAUCGCAGCGGGAUAUGUUUCAUGAGGGAGUAUGCUGCCAGAGCAACGAAUAUUGUGCUAUGGGCGGUACUAAUUGCUGUGACGGUGAUUCUUCUGCGGAGGCUCGGGAGGGUGGUGAGGUUCUGGGCUAAAGGGAGCCGGAUCCCCGGACCACCAAUCCUAUCGUUCUAUAGGCACUCGAAGCUCAUCCCAGAGUGGGGUGAUCUCACCGGUUAGUCUUGAUCUGAGUUUCCUGGAUCAGUUGUCGUGAAGAAUUAUGGAGUGCACCGCGGAUUCUGAUGUCUUUCUUUGAGGCUUGUCAUGUGAUCUAUCAUGCAAUAUUAUUUUAUCAACCAUAAGCUAGAAAUUAAUCUGUGUGAUGAAACUUGAGCAAUUGUUCACAAUUCCACAAUUGUACAACGGAAUUUUGCUACCUGUUUAUUUUUUCUCACUGCUAAUAUCCUUUGCAAUUCACUAUUUACAUUUUACAAACGAGCAAACGGUUCAGCUGAGAGGGGGCGAAUUCUUGUCGUUUACAUAGUCUUGGUAUUUUAUGAUUUUAUGCAUUCUUUCAGGGAAAAAUGAAGCUGUGGAUAAUAUGUAUGCCCUCUUCAUCCGUUGUUAGGAAAUAUGUUACUGUAUAGUUUACAUUCACUGAGCGCUAUCCUUUGAGUGGUAUCUUUUGCCCGUUAGUUUCUUUGGUGGUUAAUAUUAGUUUUCUCUUGCAUUUAUGUAAUUCUUUUUCCAGUGUUGUUGUUAAUGUACUUACUUUGAGUUUUCAAACUGUAAAGGUUAUUUGUCAAAGUUGCAUGAGAUCUAUGGGCCUAUCGUUCGACUUUGGUUGAGUCCGACUGAGCUUGUGGUGUCUGUAACUGAUCUAUCACUGAUAAAAGAGGUGCUUAUCAAAGAAGAAGACAAGUCACCACUGCCUGGAAGGUUAUUUCGUUUGGCUUUUGGUGACUCUAGCCUCUUUGCUCCGUCCUUUGACUUGGUACGUCCGACACGCUUUUCAUAUCUCUGGGAUAAUGCUAACCAAAGUGUGUUGUUUUCCCUUGAACCAAUGCGUGAUACAUGUUUUGUCCCUUUUUUAAAAAUUUUGGUUAUGAACUUGUUGUUAUAGGUUAGGCUACUGUGGAUUGCGUCAGCGCUUAUGUGAGGGUUUAGUUUGGUUCCAUUCUCGUGAAGCCUGUUUUUCGUUUGAGACAUGUCUUCUAUUCUUUUUCACUCUAGCUUGUCCCACGAUCUUGAUAUUGCUUGAAAAUCCGGCAUCAUGGACCUUGUUCACCUAUGUUUUUUGACCAGGGUUUUUAUUUGGUUGUUUAAGGAGAGUUAUUUUUGAAGUCUUUGCAUGCUAAAUCGAAUUAAGAGGCUUCUUUGCGGUUUUAAUUGACCUGAUUAUUUUUUAAAAUCAAAUGUACGUAGAAUGUGGGCUUUUUGACAUCAAGCUCAAUAUGUAUCAUUUGUUCACUGAUCGCUUUCCUGCAGGUACAACAGAGAAGAGAAUCACUUGAAAUCCAGUUGAAUGGCGUGCUGCUUGGAAAAUCAAGUUCAAUUCCGUUGAAAGUUCUGGACUGCAUAGUGAAAAAAAUUGAUGCCUUUAUGGCUGAAGGGCCUGUGGAUUGCGAAGAAAUGUCUCAAUGCGUAGCCUUCUCCAUUAUUGGAUCCACACUUUUCGGACAUUCAUUUUUGACUUGGUCUAAUGCAGAUACCUAUCGAGAGCUUCUUAUGAGGGUUGCAAAGGAUGCUAGUUUUUGGGCCUCCUACAAUAUUCCUCCCAUUUGGAAAAGAGGAUUUUGGAGGUACUGGCGGUUAUGCACUAGAUUAAAAGGUCUAACAAGGGAUAUCCUUGUACAAUGUGGAAGGAGUUACACUUCCUUCGAGAAAACUGGCCAAACUUCAUGGAAGGAAACUGCCGAGUAUGGUACCUUUGAAAAAGGCAUGCUUCUAGGGGAAUUAAACUUGCACCUUAUUUUAGAGGAUGAACCAUAUGGGAAUAUAAUGGGAAUGAUGUUCCAUGGAUAUUUGAAAAUAUCUGGAUUGAUUAAUAAUAUCCUGAUAAAGCUUGUCCUGAAUCCAGAAAUGCAGGAAAAGGUUAUUUCAUUUCCCUGUUAUUCUCCUUCAAGGCUUACUCCAGAUUUCAUUUAUCAAAUCUAUUAAAAAUAUUUAAUGAUGGCUCAUAUCUCAGUUCAUGGCUUUUUACAAUUCCGAGUUCCUCAGUUAUUUUUCUUGAGACAAAAGCUAUAUAGAUUUUAAAAUUCUGAAUUGUUGAAAUUUACUAAUAAAUAUGUUAAGAAAGAUUUGGGAAGUGUGACUAAUGCUUGUAACCAGAAAUAGCUAGAAAUGACUAAUGCCUCUCUUUUAGUUGCUGUACUCUGAACCUUGCAUACCAUUUUUUUUUUAUAUUGUUUUAAUUAAUCUAUUCGUUCCAUUGAAAUCCUGCAUGUGAUCAGCCAUUUUCCAAGUGAACCAGAAGGCUUUAUUUGUUGUACUGCUCAUCUGUCCCAUAAAAUGUUAACUAAAUAAACUGUAUUGACUUGAGGGAGUGUGUAAUCCCUCAUUUGUUGAUGCAUGUAUAUUCUAGAUUCAAUGAUAGAGCUCCAUCAAUUUCCUUUCAUGAAAAGCUGCAAAUUUUUUGGUGUUGUUAUUUAAUCAGUUUUUCAAGUUAAUUUUGGGCCUCGUAUAGAUGUCUAGCUUGGUCAGAAGAAUUAAAUGAUUGCGUGAGAUUUUUACCAGACAUCCUUUUCUUGGUCUUGGAACUCACAGAGUGGUUUAUGACCUGUAGUUUUAUUUGAUAGUUGAGUCACACUAAUCCAUAAUCAUCAUGUUACCAGGGUAUGUAUAUAAAAUUAUUUAUUUAUGAUUUUGGCCUCUUUGCAGAUUUUUUCGGAGAUAACUGAAAUGAACAAAAGAGUUUCUGGAUCACAUCCCUUUGACGUCCAAAAGAUGCAGUUUUUGCUGGCAACUGUGUUUGAAUCUGCUCGUCUUUUGCCCUCUGGACCUUUGCUUCAGAGAUGCUCUUUAAAACAUGGUAAGAAUUUCACUUGAUCAUUCUAGCCUUGGCAUGUUAUCACAUAGACACUUCUUUUGAAUAAAUGUGAAAUUCUUGAUGUAAGAAACGAAUCAUCAGGCUAUGAAGGGUAAAAAACGAGUCUUGUUUAGACAGCAGCGUUUGUAGAAUAGUAAGUUCAAGGAUUUAUUCCAAGGUCUGAGUUAUAAGCUUAGUUGCGAGAUAUGCUUUUAUGAGAAUGUCUCAGAUUCAGAGUUACCAUCGUGUUUCUUUAUAUCCAUGAUUUGCCCCGAUCUGUAUAAAAUUUGAGGGUGAGCUUACAUGGGAUGUAACUGAUGGGUCAUUAAUAUUCAUGGAGAAAAUCAGCCAUUUUAAAAUACCUUGCAUGGGGAAGUGAUGGAAGUUAAUAUUUCUUACCUGGUUUUGCCCACUUUAUAUCACUUAUUUUGCAUAGUUUCGAACCUACAUACACAUAAUGAGUAACGUUUUUAUAGAGGGCUUUGAGCAUAGACUAGUAUGAUUCACAGGAAAAUCUAUGCAAGUGAUUCUGGCUAGUGAAAGACCAAUUAGUUUUUCAUAGCCUAAUCUUGAAAUGGUACAGAAGAGACAACAUUGUCUCUAGACAUUCAACGGGACUCAACAGGAUGAGAACAUGUACAAAUCUGAUUUUUGUUGCCACCUAUCAAGCUUUGGUAUUCCCCAGUGAAAUUUCUUGCUUUCUGGUUUUCUUGAUAGAUUAUCCUUUUUCAUGAUAAAUUCAGAUCUUAUGCUUCUUUGUUUUGAAAGAAAUUCCAUUUACGUCGAUCAGAUUUCUUGAACAAUCUCUAAUGAUACUAUCAGUUUACUGCCCGUUUAUAACAGGGCUGUGUAUCCUCAUAUUUUCUCCUUUGAUGUUUUCUUUUAAAUUCGUUUAUAAUAGUUUCUUCUCUGUAAAAUCUUUGUCCAAAUUUUUACAAAACUUCAUUUUUGUCUAAAUGGAAUGUAAGUUGGUAUGCCCCUUCUUACCCUUAUAUAGAUUACUAUGAAAUUGGCUGAUAACAUUUUUUGAAUGCUCAGACUUGAACCUUAGGAAAAGCUUAACCAUUCCAGCUGGAGCAAUUUUUGUUGUUCCUGUGCACCUGGUGCAGACGGAUAGUACUAUCUGGGGCAAAGAUGCUUGUCAAUUCAAUCCUCUGCGUUUUGUGUCCAAGACUGGUGGAUGGGAUGAUGCUUCGAUUCCCAAAACCUCAUCAGCAGGUUUCUUCACUAAUUAGCCCAGACAGAUACUACUAGUUCUGUGACAUUAUUUUAUUCCUUUGAGCACCAUAAGUUUCAUUUAAUUUGCAACUUUUUAUUUUUUAUUCAUUAGCUACAUUAUCAAUGCUCAUUUAACUUCUUUUUUCCCUUCUACAUGCGGCUUGACCUAGUAAACAGUGGAAAUCUAACCUUUACACGGAUUAAGUUAUGAUGUAAAAUCUCCUGAGUAACCUCAAACUCUGAUCCCUCUUGGGGGCCUCCAAGCCUUGUAAUAUGUUUCAGGAUCAGGAAUGGUUGCCAGUCUUCUGUUCGCUUCUAGGAGAAUCCCUAACGCAACACCUUUGGGUCGUUCAACUAUGAUUCUCACAUUUCCCCGUGAGGGCCUUUCCCACACUGCGGUUAGCAAAAUAUAAACCUCUGGUGGAGUUCUUGGUCUCUACACGAGGUCAAUAUCUGCCUGGACUUGAUUCUAAUGUCUAGUGAUUUGGUCGUUUUCCUUAUCAAUUGGAAUAUACUUUAGCAUCUACUCACCAGAUUCUUGUGUCGACCUCAAAAGAUACCACCUCCCGAAGAGUAUCUAAAAAUCAGUGUCUGAACAAUGAGUCAUAAUUCGAAACUAUAUUUAAAAGCUUUCUUGCAACAGACCGACCAGAAACUGAGUUAAUCUUUGUAAAGCUUUGCACUCGAGUUGGAUGACGGCAUACCUGGCAUCACGUCCUGCUCUAUUGGCAUUAAACCACAUAGGUCAUCCGGUUUCGUGGACGAAUAAGUCUGGUGAGUUGCCUUUGCCACCAUGGAUGUUAAAAAGAACUGAUUGUCUAUUCCUAUGAACAUCAAACUUAGGGACUCUCAGAGGAACCCAUUUCUCUUUAACAUUUUCCUUUGUUGAUGUUAAGCCAUGUUAAAUCAUAAUCAUAGUUCAUGGACGUCCAAAGCCACGGGUAAAACUCAUACUAUAGUCCUCUGCAGGAAUGCUAACAAGGAUACUUUGUGCUACAAUACACGAGCAAAGGGUUUAUUGUCCGGAUGAGUUACCAAAAUCUUUCCUGUGCUGUUUGGUUCUCCUAUACAUAGAUAGAUAUUCCAUUGCCUGAUGAAAAACAUUUUAAUAAAAAAAGCAUGAUUAGAAGAAGGUUGUCUGGGUUUACUGUAUGCCAACCCGUGACUUUAUGGCCCUGACCGGCUUCUUUUCUCCUCUCAUGAUUUUGUGAGUCCUAAGGGAACAUCAGUGUUGUCAAACCCCUUCGUGGGCUAACAAGGCUAUAUAAUUUCAGUAUAACGUUUCUGUUAAGAUGCUGGAAUGAUGUUUAUCUUGUGAAUAGAACCCGAGUUAAAGUUUAACUUGUAAUGAUGAAUGGUUAAAUAUUGAAAAAUACAUGUGGGCUUGUCUGUGCCUGAAACGAGUCACGAGUCAACUCUGUAGUGCCAGCCUUGGACCGAUUCAAUGAGAUUCACUGUGGGCCAUGACUAGGCUCUGGGCCUUUAUUUGGUUGGCCAUCAGUCUUUUAAUAUUCAUCAAAGCACUGAUUUUUCUUCUAACGUUUUCACUUGUUCCUUCGUGUUUCUGUCACUCUAACAUACGUCUGAAGAAAGUUAUGUACUUUCCAUCUCUGGCAGACGUCAACUGUGGAUUCCUUCCAUUUGGAUCUGGCAAGCGUGCAUGCGUUGGCCAAAAGUUUGCAGUUCUUGCAAUUUCCACAUUAUUAGCAUCUUGGAUUCAAGAAUUUCAGGUUCGCGCCUUGCACCCUUCCAAGCGGCUUCUGUUUGAGUUCUUUUAAUUCGUUGACUUCGAUUUUGUCACAGAGUGCAACAGACCAUCUUUUUAUAUUUCAGUGCUCUUACCGUUUAAUAAUCAGAGCGUCUCUCCUACGUUGGCGGUCUCCUUUUCAUGGUUCUUCUGCUAUAGUUUAUACUAGGUUAAGUCAAGACUUAGAUAAAAUCGCACACUUCUGCUAUUCUUUUGGUGCCCAAAACUUUCUAGACUCUUGGGUUUCGCCUCUACAUUUUAUUGAUUAAUCUAAAAGAUCACACGAUGAUUUGGGAUCUAUCUUGAAUAAGCCCUCAUGUUUAUUCCACCCUUUCUGUUUCCAGAUACAGCUUCAUGCUGCUCCAGAGGACUCUGCUCUUCUGCAACAUCCUCCAAGCCCCAAGAUCAUGUUUGUGCGGAGAAGCUGA
Messenger RNA from Spirodela intermedia, 6517 nucleotides. Lineage: Eukaryota; Viridiplantae; Streptophyta; Magnoliopsida; Alismatales; Araceae. The record is from the annotation of a GenBank genome assembly.